UGCAUGGCACAGUCGUGAUGGGCAGAGAGGUUUAGAUGAAGGUACCAGACAGAAACGAUGGAAUUGAUCAAUCUGCUGUGUCUCCUGACGAUCACUGGAGUGAUCAUCUGUAAAGAUAAAGGUUUCAUCAGAGUGGUGGCGAGAGUCGGUGAAGACGUGGUUUUACCGUGUUCCCUCGGCCCUAAGAACAUCGGACCUGCUUUGUUUGACUGGACGAAAGAUCAACAGAACGUGUUUCUGUACGACGGCGGCGUUCAUUACAACAACGGACUUCAUGGUCAAGACCCACAGUUCAAAGGACGAGUGUCUCAUUUUCCAGACAAACUGAAAAAUGGCGACGCCUCCAUCAUCAUCAGAAACAUACAACUGUCUGACAGUGGAAGCUACUCCUGCUAUUUCCCACUUCUUAAUCAUCAAAGAUUCUACAUUGAGCUUUUUGUUGGUGCCUCUGCAAAGCUACGCAUCAUGAUACUUCAGAUCACAGAAGACCGGGCUCUGCUGCAGUGUGAGGUUCGUGAGGCUUUUCCAGGACUGCAGAUUUCAUGGAUUGACAGUAAUGGGACCAUCCUUCCUGCUACGGAGAAGCUCGAGGACUCGGAUGAUCUCCACUACCCUCCAGCUCUGACGCUUCAAACUAACGUAACCAAAACCGGCAUCUUCCGCUGUCGAGUCACUCAGCAGGAACUCAACCACACCACUGAAGCUCAGAUUUCCAUACCCAUCUUCAGUAAGUUUGGUCCUCCAGAUGUUCAUGUCUUUGAUUUUAAAUAGAUGCUUUCAAUAGAUGCUGGCAGAUUAUUUCACUGCUCACUUUGUUUAGUUUACUGACUGUUAAUUUUUUGUGUUACAGGUGACAAAACAGUAGCAGGAUCCAUUGGAGUACGUGUCACUGUAGUCAUAAUAGGUUUGAUUGCAGUUGUGAUAUUAUAUUGGUGGUACAGGAGAAG
This is a messenger RNA of Acanthochromis polyacanthus (spiny chromis), 947 nucleotides long. RefSeq names its product CD276 antigen-like. Lineage: Eukaryota; Metazoa; Chordata; Actinopteri; Pomacentridae. The transcript is spliced from 3 exons. The record is from RefSeq and is a predicted model, not a curated record. Bases 58 to 771 code for a protein of 237 amino acids.